This is a messenger RNA of Megachile rotundata (alfalfa leafcutting bee), 1040 nucleotides long. RefSeq lists its product as uncharacterized. The record is from RefSeq and is a predicted model, not a curated record. Lineage: Eukaryota; Metazoa; Arthropoda; Insecta; Hymenoptera; Megachilidae.
CGGAAACGGACCAAGCAGGUGCGCGUCUUGAAAGAAGAACUUACUGUGGAAUGAUAACAACCGAGAGGACGUCUCUGUUCUACGAAUAUUACGUCUACCAUGAAGCGUAAAGGAUCUCAUUUACAUUUUCUAUUGCUAGUUUUACAACUGUCCGUUUGUAUGGGAAUCCCAGGUAAUUUGUCCCCCGUGUCUGCUAUUGAUUCAUUGAACAGUACGCUGAUAGAAACUUCCAUUGGGCCUUGGAGCGAGAUUCUGGAAAACUGGAUUGUCUCUGAUUCAAAAUUGUCAAGGACAUCGAAAGUAAUGAAACUGGGUGACAAAACUUUGACCGUAUCUAAUAAAGUUUCGACACCGAACAAAAGAGAAGUUUCUGAAACGGAUCUUUACUUGCUUGGUGCAAUAGAAAAGCUCGUCUACAGGGUAGAUUUCCUAGAGAAUCGUUUGAGAAGAGCAGAAGAGCUACUAUAUUAUGUAAUUUCUGGAAAUAUCAAUAAAAAAGAACCUUGUCCUUCCAAUUACACGAAGAUUGGCCAAAAUUGCUAUCACUUCAGCACCCGUGAUUUCGACUGGAAGUCAUCAGCAAGUUUGUGUCGAGGUAUGGGUGGUCAAUUGAUCGAGUUCGAUACGAAUGAUGAGAAACGUGACGUGUUCGCUAACUUGCAAACGAACUCCAAGCUGAAAGGUAAAACCUUUUGGACGGGAGGAUUGAAUCCGGGUCUUCUGUGGAUCUGGGCAAGCAGCGCCAAGCCAGUUUUUCAAAACACAAAGCAAACGGUAUCUGGUGAUGGCAGGUGCUUAAAAUUGUCCUACAAUUCAACGUCCAGACUGUACUCGUACCAAAGCGAUGAUUGUGGAGCGAGACACAGAUACGCCUGCAAAUUAACGGUAGAUGACGAGUCAGCGAAUAAAAUUGAGAAGAGUGCGCGAAUGUUAAUGAGCAAAGAUUAUUCGGGUACAAACAACGACUGAACUAUAUCAUUAUACAAUCGUAUUUAUAUUUAUAAUAUGAUAUAAUGUAAACUAUAAAUAUAUUAUAAACU